CGGAGCGAAAAUACACGCUCCCUCGCGCUCUCGGGGAACCAGUGGCCCGCAUCCCCCACCCCGCGCGAUCAUAUCAUUUGUUGUAUAAACCUGUAGAUAAGUAGAUGUUUUAGAUUGAAAUAGAUAACAUAAAAAACGAGAAGAAAGGUGGAUGUCAGUUGUGGUAUUUUGAUAUUUGAGACGAAGGAGAGACAGAACUCAAGGAUCCAAGAAUUUAUAUAUAUAUUUUUUUCUUUAUGUAAACUUUUUACUUUUUUCGAGGGGAGGCACAACAGUUUCGUACUCAUUAUUCUAAGGCACGUGUCACCCUGAAGAUGCACAGAUCUGUAACAAUGUCAAGUGGACAAGUGGAGAUGCUGAUGAUGCUCCUGCUAGUAUGGGCUGUGAUGGCAUCGGAUGGCAUAACAGAGGAGCCAACCAACACAGAGGGGGAUUUCAGCAUCAUAAUCGACGCCGAGAACCCCGAGUUGAGUUUCGACCCCCCAGAGGCUCACCAGGUGGCGUCCCCAGGGAGGGUAUCGGCCACGCAGCCUUACAUAGACCCUGCUACGCCUCUGCAGGUGAAGGCGUACGUGGGAAUCACCGCUUCCAUACCCUGCAUUGUCAACAACCUUGGACAACGCUCAGUAUCCUGGGUCCGCCACCGCGACAUCCACGUCCUGACGGUGGGCCGCUUCACCUUCACCAACGAUGACCGCUUCGUCGCUCUCCACGAGGACGGCAGCAACGCCUGGAUACUCAGCCUCAGGUCGCCAACCACUAAUGACUCGGGGAUAUACGAGUGCCAGAUCAACACCAAACCAACGCUCUCCCAGAUGAUAACACUCGACGUGGUGGAACCUCAAGCAAUAAUCACAGCGGGUCGAGAGUUGUACGUGGAUGCCGGUUCAUCUCUGAGCCUCACCUGCCAGAUCGUCAACGCCCCAGCUGCUCCCGAGUUCCUUCUCUGGUACCACGAACAGCAGGUAGCUAAUUAUGUAGAACACGUGCACGUCGACACAAACCACGUGAAUGGGACUACAACCAGUACUCUCGUGCUGGACGAAGCACGUGUGCACAACUCUGGGAAGUACACGUGCAGCGCCUCCAAUGCACGGGAGGCUUCCAUCAUGGUGCACGUACUCAGCGGGGAGGAGCCGAGAGCGAUGCAGACCAACGGCGCCGGGAUGGAGCUCCUGCCCCUCCCCCCCUCCCCCCUCCCCUUCCUGCUGACGGGACUCUGCUGGCUGCUCCUGCUUCCCCUUCUGCUGCCUGUGUCUGCUGCUGCCUUCCCCUCCGCCUUCGCUGUGGUCGUGACUUUAGAGAUGAUUUAUAUUAUCCCAAAACUUGUAAUAUAAAAUCUUGAAGAGAAAACAGACUGUGUGUUUUUUCCGUGUCUCUUCUUGUAUUUUUUUUUUUAUAAUAAAACUAUAUAUUCUUCCGAUUUGCUUUUCAAUAACCUUGUCCUUACCAACGGUAUGAAAG
Molecule: messenger RNA, 1464 nt
Organism: Penaeus monodon (black tiger shrimp)
Lineage: Eukaryota; Metazoa; Arthropoda; Malacostraca; Decapoda; Penaeidae
Product: zwei Ig domain protein zig-8-like
Exons: 8
Coding region: 315-1337 (340 amino acids)
Biological process (GO): synapse organization
Cellular component (GO): neuron projection membrane
Source: RefSeq, a predicted model, not a curated record